Rotaria sp. Silwood1 is the source of this 1143-nucleotide messenger RNA. Lineage: Eukaryota; Metazoa; Rotifera; Eurotatoria; Philodinida; Philodinidae. The record is from the annotation of a GenBank genome assembly.
AUGGAUGUAGAUCCAGAACUACGAACUUGUACCUCUUCAAUGCCUACUGUAAUGUUGUCAUCUGAUUCCAUUCUUCUUAUAUUUAUCCGCUAUCUUCAAUUAAUGAAAUUUAUUCCAUGGUCAUCACCCAAGUCUAUUUGCGAAAAGUUGAUUGAAAUACCUAAACACAAUGAAAUAGAUAGUUCAUCCCAAAUUACUUUCAAAAGCAAUAGGUCUAAAAACAAACAUGAAAAACUAUCCACUAAACCUGGCUUAUGUGGUUUAAUCAACAUUGGUAAUACAUGUUUUAUGAAUAGUGCUAUUCAAUGUUUAAGCAAUAUACCUCAACUAACUGAAUGGGCUAAAAAACAACAAUUAUCAAAUCAUGAAGCAACCGUUACUCAAGCCUAUACUUCAUUGAUUAAAUCAAUAUGGUCAGGUGAAAACGCAUCUUUCACUCCUUAUGAUAUCAAAAAUCGUGUUAGUCAACAUGCUCCAAUCUUUUCUGAUUAUGCUCAAAAAGAUUCUCAUGAAUUUAUGAAUUCUCUUCUUAAUGCACUUCAUUCUGAGUUCAUAGAAAAUGACCUGUCAAAAGAACAAUCAUCUAUUGUUACCAAUCUUUUUGCUAUUACUACUCAAUCUAGAGUAACUUGUUUACACUGUGAUAUGUCUGAUUCACUUGAAGAGAUAACUUAUUGUCUUCCAUUAUCUCUCGAGAAUGAGUCAACAGUAACUCUUCAAACGUUAUUAAAUGAUUUUUUGAAAGAAGAACAACUUGAUGGUCAAUAUUAUUGUUCAAAUUGUCAAGAUUUUCAAUCAGCCAAACAGAAAACAAGCCUAUGUCAACCAUUACCACCUGUGAUCAUUGUUCAACUUAAACGAUUUACUUAUGAUGAGACAAAUAAUAAACUAAAUACAUUAGUUGAAUAUCCAAUUGAUAAUUGGAAUGUCGAUGGUAGUGAUAAUGCAUUGUAUGAUCUUGUUGCCGUUUCCAUGCAUGUUGGUCAUUUACAAGGAGGACAUUAUACAACAUUUGCUUGUUUAAAUGGUUCAGGUCCAUGGUAUCAUUUUAAUGAUUCGAAUAUUGAACCCAUUCAUGAUACUGAUUGUCUUGUAAAUCGAAAUGCUUAUGUUUUAUUGUAUUUAAAAAAAGAACUAAAUUAA